CAUCUCUCUCACAUGUCCCGUUUUUUAAGGCUCUUCCUCACUGUUUGUUAUGUGGAAAGAGGAACGUUGAAUCAGGGUUUAGGCGACUACGGCGAACGCCGGUUAAUAUUGGGAGGGCCUCCUUGGUAGUGGCGUUCUUGAAGUGGUAAGGGGGCCGGGCUGGUUGUUUCCAGCCUGAGGAGGUGGCUGUUGUGGACGGUGAGCGAGUCGGGACUCUUUUUCGCGCUCCGACAAGGUGGGGAUUCUAAUUCCCAGGCGGGCUGGAGGGAGGUUUUCAAAAUGACAUCCUUGUUGACUUGUGGCAUGAAAAUCCUCCCUACCAUCAUUCCAUGGACAACCAGAUUCUCUUUGAGGUCUCUCAGCUGUUCAUCCCAGUUAUUUGCAACAGCUCAACCCAAAAGUAAGAAAACUCUAGCUAAAAAUGGGGUGAAGAAUAUUGUACUGGUGGAUGGUGUUCGCAUUCCAUUUUUGCAGUCUGGGACCUCGUAUACAGAUUUAAUGUCACAUGACUUGGCCAGAGCAGCACUGAUAGGCUUGCUGAAUCGGACUGACGUGCCAAAGGAAGCUGUUGAGUACAUCGUGUUUGGCACUGUUAUCCAGGAAGUGAAAACAGCUAAUGUUGCUAGAGAGGCUGCCUUGGGAGCUGGCUUCUCUGACAGAACUCCUGCUCACACUGUCAGCAUGGCUUGCAUAUCUUCCAACCAGGCAAUGACAACUGGAUUUGGCUUCUUGGCAUCUGGGCAGAUGGACGUGGUAGUUGCUGGUGGUGUUGAAAUGAUGUCAGAUAUUCCUAUCAGGCAUAGUCGGAAGAUGAGGAAGACUAUGCUUGGUCUUACAAGAGCAAAAACCUUAGGCCAGAGGUUGUCCCUGAUCUCCAAAAUCCGUCCUGAUUACUUUGCACCUGAGCUCCCUUCAGUGGCAGAAUUUUCCACCAACGAGAUCAUGGGUCAUUCAGCAGAUCGCCUGGCAGCUGCAUUUGCUAUUUCGCGUUUGGAGCAAGAUGAAUAUGCUCUCAGGUCACACAGUCUGGCCAAGAAAGCACAAGAUGAAGGACUUCUCACAGAUGUGGUAGCAUUCAAAGUCCCAGGGAAGGACACUGUCGUGAAGGAUAAUGGAAUCCGACCAUCUUCAUUGGAAGAAAUGGGUCGACUGAAAGCUUCUUUUAUCAAACCAUAUGGGACUGUAACAGCUGCCAACUCCUCUUUCCUGACUGAUGGAGCAUCAGCGGUACUCAUGAUGUCUGAAGAAAAGGCUUUGGCGAUGGGGUACAAACCAAAAGCCUAUCUCAGGGAUUUUGUAUAUGUAUCCCAGGACCCAAGGGAUCAGCUUCUGCUUGGGCCUGCCUAUGCUACUGCCAAACUUUUGGAAAGAGCUGGCCUAACAUUGGCAGACAUUGAUGUGUUUGAAUUUCAUGAAGCAUUUGCAGGACAAAUUUUAGCAAAUCUCAAAGCCAUGGAUUCAGAUUGGUUUGCCCAGAACUACAUGGGCAGAAAGUCAAAGAUUGGAGUUCCUCCUAUUGAAAAAUUUAAUAACUGGGGUGGAUCCCUGUCAUUAGGACACCCCUUUGGUGCUACUGGCUGCCGUUUAGUAGUCACAGCUGCCCACAGGUUGAAGAAGGAAGGGGGACAAUAUGGCUUAGUGGCUGCGUGUGCUGCUGGAGGACAGGGCCAUGCAAUGAUUGUUGAGUUCUAUCCACAGUAAGGAGGUGAAAAUCAGCAUGUGAUCUUCGAGACAACUAAUGUAGUAAUAAUGCUAAAAAAAAAUACCUCUGGGCUUUCCUAGAAAGGACUCUCAGUGGCUUUUGUUAAUAUUUUCUAGUGCCUUCAAAAUUUGUUUUACAGCAAACAGAUAAGGCCACACAAGUUUUAUCUGGAUAUUUAUGUCAAUAAAGUUUUUCUGCCACUUAACAAUAUGUAACUACUUUUUUCCUCCAUGGGAACAGUAUUGUAAGUAAGCAUGCUCUGUUCUGUAAAGUUGUCUGGUAGUGAGCAAUAAAGCAAUAUUUGCUAUGCAAAGAGAAUUGCUCUUAACAGUUUUGAAGCGAUUUGCAUGACAACAUGGCUCUGAGGUUUUUAAAAAAAGGAAAAGCCCUAGUAGAGAGAAAAUAAUUUACAAUGUUUGAUACAGUAUUUGUCUAACAUCAGCCUUAAUAAAUGAGAAAGAAGACUGGAA
This is a messenger RNA of Python bivittatus (Burmese python), 2172 nucleotides long. RefSeq names its product hydroxyacyl-CoA dehydrogenase trifunctional multienzyme complex subunit beta (gene HADHB). Gene Ontology annotation, cellular component: mitochondrion. The record is from RefSeq and is a predicted model, not a curated record. Gene Ontology annotation, molecular function: acyltransferase activity, transferring groups other than amino-acyl groups. Gene Ontology annotation, biological process: fatty acid beta-oxidation. Lineage: Eukaryota; Metazoa; Chordata; Lepidosauria; Squamata; Pythonidae.